AUGUACUUCGACUAUGUGGGGGUUCUAUCAAAUGUCGGGCGGAUUUGUCGAAAGCGAAAAGUGCAAGAGAAUGCUUCUGAGGUGACUGAGUACCGCUGGAUCAAGAUGAUCGACAGCAGCUCGUCUCACGAACUGGUUAUCAAGCUAGAAGAGUGCUCGCAGCCCGCAGUGUUUCGAGCACUCGAGGCAGGCAACACCCUGAUGGUCACCAAGCUCCAGUGGGUCAUUCGUCCGGGUGCUCAAGCGAUUCAAUAUGCAACAACAAGUACAUUCUCAGUGCUACGGAUGAACGAAGCGGUGAGCCCAUUCCACUCGCUUGAAGAGUGCAAUUUGAAUGUCUACUUUGCCAACGACGUCAGAAAGAAUGCAGUUGUCGCCUCACGCAAAGGUCUUGGAGAGAGCAAGUUGACUGCCCACAUUGAGAAGAAGUAUCGUCCUCGGAAUCGCCUUCCCACGAGCGUUGAAGACUUUAAGGAAGCUUUCGAGUUGGACGUGUGCUCGUUCAGCGAUCUGUCGUUGCUGCUGCAGCGAUUGGAGGCCUUCGAACACCAACACGUUGGCUUCAUUGGCCACGUGAGGGCAAUAAGCCAUGGGGACGAUCCGGCAACAGACGGACCGUCGGUACUGCUGCAGCUCAACGAGACCACUAAUUGCGACCAACUUCUGACUGUGGCGGUCAGUAUCAAUGCCCUGUUCCAGAGACCAGCAGUCAAAGGAAACGUCAAGACAGUGACCCCACCUGAAGCACUUCCUUUGAUACGUCUCCUGCCGCCUCAAGUUCACGACUUUUUCUUCUCGCUUCAACUCUAUUGUGACGGAAUUGGCCACGUUACCUGGGAAGUCGAUGCGAUUCUUGCGAUGCCGUAG
Messenger RNA from Phytophthora infestans T30-4, 867 nucleotides. RefSeq lists its product as uncharacterized. Lineage: Eukaryota; Oomycota; Peronosporomycetes; Peronosporales; Peronosporaceae. Gene Ontology annotation, molecular function: single-stranded DNA binding. Bases 1 to 867 code for a protein of 288 amino acids. Gene Ontology annotation, cellular component: replication fork. Gene Ontology annotation, biological process: regulation of DNA repair. The transcript is spliced from 3 exons. The record is from RefSeq and is a predicted model, not a curated record.